AUCUGGGGUGGUUUCAAGGCAUAAUUAACCCUAAAGAAUGUUAGAGCUAGCAUCUGUUAGUUAAUAAGGGUAUUUAGUGUAUUUUUCAGAAAACUCUUGGGGUAUGUGGUGUAUUUGAAAAAAUCUAAGGGUAUAUGGUGAAUAAACAAAAAACUCAGGGAUAUAUGAUGAAAAAAUCGUUGAAUUUUUUAUGUAUUGCGUUGUUGCUUGAUGUUAUUAGUGAUGCUUUAUGGGUAAUCCUUACGUGACUAUAUCAAUUAUUUUGGGACAGAGAGAGUAUAUAUUAGUUUUUUUUUUUUUUUUUUUUUCAUUUCUCUUGCUGGUGAUAAGAUUAGAUAUAAAUUAGUCUUAGGAUAUACGAACUAUAUGAAGCAAAUCAAAAUACUCUAGGAUUUUGCUCAAAAAAAAAAAAAAAAAAAAAAAAAAAAAAAAAAAGAAUACAAGUCAUGAACUCCUCCUCAGUUUAAAAAGAGCUUCUCACCCGCUCUUUUAGUUAUAGUUGGGUAAACUCCCGCCAACAUCCACUAAAACCACCGUCACUCCACUCUUCUCUACACUCUCUCCGCUUUUGCAGUCAGCUGAAUUUGUUACCAUUGUUAUACACUUACAGAUAAUAACACAAAUCGAUUGGUUGUAGCUGGUGUGAUGCCUGACUGCGCAAUUACUCAAAUGAGAAAGUAAAGGAGAAAGUGUUACUGUGUAUUCAAACUUCCUGCCGUCUUAAGUUGCAUGCAACUCUUGUAUAGUUGUAGAGAUUAAUCUUUAAGAAGGGUGAGAACAACUGAAGACAUCAAGUGCUUCUUGGAAUGGAUAAAAGUGGUGAUGCAGAAGCAAUUUUAGAUCUUCAGCCAAAGUCUUCAAUAUCUGUAGCUUAUCAUUCAGAUUUUGGUCCUCAUGAAGACCUACUACUCCUUGAACUUGAUGAAAAGCUUCUUCCUGAUGUUCUCAGCGAAAGAGUCUCUCUGAGGGGAGAACCGGAUGAAGAUGCUGUGUUUUGUACCCAAUCAAAGACUUAUGCAAUCAAGUUUGUGGGUAAUUCCAAUUCAGUGUUUCUCAUCCCUCCUUCCAACUCAUCGUCUUUUCCCAAAAAUGCUAUGGAUUGUGAUGAACAAAUCUUGGACCAACCUGCUUCAGCAUUUGUGCUGAAGGUGGCUUCUGGUAACUUGGAGCUUGUUGAGGUUGCUCCCAGAUUGGACAAAUUGAAAUUGCUUCUGGCACAAAAACCUUUUACGAUUGAGGAGAUGUCAGAAAUGGAAACUUUUUUGGUGAGUGAGGAACAGAACUCUGUAUAUAGAUGGAAUGAUCUCAUUGGACAGAUUCAAGCAAGUGAUAUCGAACUGAGAUCAGGCUUAGAAGCUCUUAAUGCUUUGGAAAUCAAUGGCUAUUGGAGAAUUAUAGAUGAGAAUUGCAUGGAUUCAGUCUUGAACAUGCUUUUGCAUAAUGCAGUGUUAAACGAUUGGUCCCUAGAUGCACUACCAGAAACUGAGGUGGUCAGUAUAAUGGAGUCAGAUGGGUUUCCACCCAAACUUUCCAACCACUGUUUGAAAGUGUACGGAAAUACAGUGGAUAAUGAGGACGGUGUAUCUUUGUGGAAAUUAAAUGAGAAACAGGUUUGUGUACAUUUUGCCAAAAGAAUUAUGAAGAAUGGAAAAGUGAAGAAGGACAAGUUUUUGGAGGAAUGGAAGAAUAAAAUUCCUAAUGGAAUGCAGGCAAGUUUUGAGAUGUUGGAAUGUGAAGUUUUAACAGAGAGGAUUGGGGUGGAAAUUUGGAUUCAUCCUUUUAGUGUUUCUUCUUUGCCCUCAACUCCUGCAGAGCGUUUCUCAAUUCUCUUCAAAGAGAGACCAAAAUGGGAAUGGAAGGAUCUCGAACCUUAUAUAAGGGAUUUGAAGGUGCCAGGUCUUUCUUCAGAGGGUUUGCUGCUCAAAUACACCAGAAGAUCACAACCAAGACCUGAUGUAGAACCUAUAUUUAGUGCAAGGUAGUGACACAACUACACAAGACGUCGGUUUAUCAAUGUUUGACGUUCAAUAUUCUACCAUUGAAUGAUGUAUACUCAUUAACUUACUGAGCAAUUAUAAAGAUGUGUUUCUGAAGUGUACUUGGUUAAAUCUGUGUUUAUGACAUGUUGAAUUUAUCAUGGAUAAAUCAGUAAAUUGACAUCGCUGGAAGUUUUGGCAUUAUGCAUUAAACACUUUCCCUUUUGCUUAAAUUAGUUUGUAAAAUACCAUAUCCUAUCAAAUAAAAAUUAUUAUUGAAAUUUCUAAGGAAAAAAAAACCUUUUUCUUAAAAGAAAAACCUUUUUUUAAAAAAUAACAAAGAGAGACAAUUUCUAGAUAUAUUGAAUCAUACUCCCUC
Molecule: messenger RNA, 2355 nt
Organism: Chenopodium quinoa (quinoa)
Lineage: Eukaryota; Viridiplantae; Streptophyta; Magnoliopsida; Caryophyllales; Amaranthaceae
Product: sister chromatid cohesion protein DCC1-like
Exons: 4
Coding region: 807-1982 (391 amino acids)
Biological process (GO): maintenance of mitotic sister chromatid cohesion; mitotic sister chromatid cohesion
Cellular component (GO): chromatin; Ctf18 RFC-like complex; chromosome, centromeric region
Source: RefSeq, a predicted model, not a curated record